Messenger RNA from Benincasa hispida (wax gourd), 869 nucleotides. It is a transcript of the gene LTPG1, whose product is annotated as glycosylphosphatidylinositol-anchored lipid protein transfer 1. The record is from RefSeq and is a predicted model, not a curated record. NCBI's taxonomy places the organism in Eukaryota, Viridiplantae, Streptophyta, Magnoliopsida, Cucurbitales, Cucurbitaceae.
GCCGGUUCAUUAUAUUUUAUUUGCAAAGAAUGAGAAAAAUGAAGGGCGGAAUAAGGAAAGUUGGGGCGGCGCUGUUGGUGGCGGUGGCGAUGGUUUGUUUAAUGGGAAGGCCGGGGAAGGCAGCUGAAGACGACCAUCUGAAAGAAGAGUGCAGCAGUGACUUUGAGAAAGUGGUGAGUUGCUUCGAGUACGCGACGGGGAAGGCGGCGGCGCCGAGUAAGGAGUGUUGUGACUCAAUUGAAGGUAUAAAAGAAAGCAAGCCCAAGUGCUUGUGUUUCUUUAUACAGCAGACUCAUAAUGGGAAUCAGCAGAUUAAGAGCAUGGGUAUUCAAGAGAUCAAGCUUCUUCAGCUUCCUUCUGUUUGUCACUUGAAAAACUCAAGCGUCAGCUAUUGCCCUAAGCUUCUGGGGUUACCAGCAAAUUCACCCGACGCUGCUAUUUUUAGCAACACUACGACAUCCGCGACGCCGGCAUCAUCAACGACGACAAGGACGAGUCCCGACGGCAGUUCUGGUACUAAGAUAGCAGCCAAUUCUCCUGGCGCUCUGAUGGCGGUGGCAAUGGCGGUAAUCUUUUUCACAGCAUUCCUUCCGCCGAUCACGCGUGAGGGAUAAAAGUAGAACUAUAUUGUUCUCUUCAAAUCUGUACUUUUUUUUUUUUUUUUUUUGCUUCAAUAUGAUUUUGGAUAAACUGGAAGUUGGACUCUUCUUUUAUACUUCCUUUGUUGUUUUGUUUUGUUCAUAUUUUAGGACAAAAUGUUUUAGGUUUCUUAAGACUCUUGCGUUUUGUUUUAUGGCCUUCCUUUGUAUUUCAUUUCUAAUUUUCUGAAGAAUGGAAAUGAGAAGCUCUUACAAAACAAUAUUAUGUUC